Messenger RNA from Parascedosporium putredinis, 420 nucleotides. The record is from the annotation of a GenBank genome assembly. NCBI's taxonomy places the organism in Eukaryota, Fungi, Ascomycota, Sordariomycetes, Microascales, Microascaceae.
AUGUCCUCGACGGAAUCGCCUAUACUCCGCCCCUUCACCUACGCAGAUUCUUUUAACCACGUCGGGAGUGCGAGUCGUAGCAGCUCCAUGAGCGCGUCGGUGAAUUUCGGCCCCACGAGGCGGACAUCCAAAGGACCCUCUCAUCUUGCGACGGAUCCAAUCACUCCCGCUGGCGGCCUCUUUGGAUUUCCGUCUUCGGCGCAUUCUCGCAAAGCGUCCACGGGUCUCUGGUCCCCGGUGCGCGAUGAAUACGAAGACGACUAUUUUCCCGACUUUGACAACAAGCGGCGUCAGACGACUACUUUGCUGCACAACUCGGGUUUAGCACUACAGGAACAGCAACGGGAACAGGAGGUGGUGGCGGUGGUGGUGGACUUUGGUCAGCACCUCGGGCAGAGCCUCGGCGACGCUGGACUAUGA